UUGCCAAAACGACAAGUAACCUUAACCUCAGAUCAUUUUGAGUGAUGGGUGAUGUUGAUAUCCUAUCAAAGUUCUAAAUUUCCCUCUUUCUUCUUUGUAUUGUUAGGUUGUUAUUCCAGAUAUGGAUUCAACGAGGAGCUCUCUGGAGAAGAGCUCAAGCUAUUUCUCCCCAAGCGAAAGACUCUGUGCAGUGCUUAAAGGAAUAAUAGAAACCGUGAUCUUCAAUUUUCUAGGCUGCUUUAAUUUCCACCGUCUUCCUCCUAAGCCCCAUUACAGCUUCAAUGAUCUCGAUCGCAUUGCUAGCACAACUCUGUUUUCAGUUAAUGAAGUGGAGGCAUUGCUUGAUCUAUUCAAGAAGUUGAGUAGUUCAAUUGUUGAUGACGGCCUUCUACAUAGGGAAGAGCUCCGGUUGGCCUUAUUGAGAACUCCAGCAAGCAAAAACCUUUUCCUGGACAGGAUAUUUGAUCUUUUUGAUGAGAAGAAAAAUGGUGCAGUUGACUUUGAGGAAUUUGCUCAUGCACUCAACAUUUUUCAUCCUCGUGCUUCUCUGGAGGACAAAAUUGACUUCGCAUUUAGGUUGUAUGAUUUGAGAGAGACUGGAUAUAUCGAACGGGAAGAAGUCCGGCAAAUGUUAAAUGCCAUUAUUCUGGAAUCUGACCUGCAGCUUUCAGAGGAAUAUCUUGAAGCAAUCAUUGAUAAGACAUUUGCCGAUGCCGAUAUCGACGAGGAUGGUAAGAUUAACAGAGAAGAAUGGAAGGCGUUUGUUGUUCAGAACCCAACCCUUUUGAAGCACAUGACUCUUCCUUCCUUAACGGAUAUCACCACAGCAUUUCCGAGUUUUAUUUUCAGCACUGAAGUUGAUGACUGAAAUUCUCUGCUAAGCCAAUAAUAUUGAUUGAAAGGCAGCUUCAAUAAAUUAGCAUUCUAAGCAUCCAAAAAAGAAGAAAAGAAAAGAGGCCUUAGCAGCUGGGAUAAAAUCUAAAAUUCGAUACUCUUCAUGGGGGUCAUUUUUUCAAUUUAAUUGCCAGGUCGGGAAUAAAAGUUCUGAAGAGAACACAAUGGUCCAAACUUACUGAUUAUUCUUUUUUUUUUUUUUUCUUAUUCCUUUUCUUAACUCAAAUUGGCAAAUUCUAUGAUACUCUUCUCAUUAACAUUUUCUUCCCAUGUGACAAAAAGGUAACUAUACUUGGUUAAAGUUUGAAAAGUUCAGCUUAUUUUUUCUUUUUGUUUUCAGAAUUAAGAGGGUAAUCUUUCUGAUUCAAAUUUAAUACAGUUACUUUUGGCUUAAACCUGUAACUAAUUAUAAAGUUCAUUUGUUAUUGUAUUAGUUACAACUUUGUAAUGGAGAUUUUUUUUUUCUA
Messenger RNA from Manihot esculenta (cassava), 1361 nucleotides. RefSeq names its product calcineurin B-like protein 10. Gene Ontology annotation, molecular function: calcium ion binding; kinase binding. Gene Ontology annotation, biological process: calcium-mediated signaling. The transcript has 9 exons. Lineage: Eukaryota; Viridiplantae; Streptophyta; Magnoliopsida; Malpighiales; Euphorbiaceae. Bases 122 to 868 code for a protein of 248 amino acids. The record is from RefSeq and is a predicted model, not a curated record.